This is a messenger RNA of Sphaeroforma arctica JP610, 279 nucleotides long. RefSeq lists its product as hypothetical. The record is from RefSeq and is a predicted model, not a curated record. Lineage: Eukaryota; Ichthyosporea; Ichthyophonida. The coding region runs from base 1 to 279 and encodes 92 amino acids. The transcript has a single exon.
AUGGGUCUGUACAAUGACGCAGCAUACGAUAAGGACGCAGAGAAGUACAUUAAUGCUGUGGUAGUCAAACUGAAGCUCAAGCCUGGGGUCAAGCCUACCCGACAGAUAUAUCGUACGGAGGACCUUGUCCUCCAACAAGUAGAAACGGAAAAUGUACUGCAUUCUAUGUUGCAGGAAAGACAGAGGAGGGAGAUGUCUAUAGUGAGUGGGUUAGUUCAGUCCGGAUUCUGUGGAGGAACCUCCACAAGGAACCCACGUGUGUCAAAGACUACCGCAUGA